CUGAUUAUUGCGGGCGCCAUGCUCGAAUUCCGCUCGUUUCUAAUUACGGCCGCCUUAUGGGCUGGAGCCACAGCACAGUUGAAGAAGGAAUAUGACUACAUUGUUUGCGGAGGCGGUACUGCUGGAUUGGCAGUGGCGAACAGAUUGAGCGCCGAUCCGAAGAAUUCAGUCCUCGUCGUCGAAGCUGGCAUCAAUGGCACCACCGCAUACUGGAACUACCACAGCUUACCGCAGAAAUAUGCGAACGGCAGGAUACAGGAUUUGCCAGCCGGUAAGACCGUAGGAGGUAGCUCCCAAAUCAAUGGCCGAGUAUACUCGAGACCAGACAGGCGCUCGAUCGACGACUGGGGCAACGUGAACAAUGCCGGCUGGUCUUGGGAGAAACUGUUUCCUUUUUACAAAGCGUCCGAAGGCCUUCAACCGCCCACGAAACAACAGCAAAGGGAUUUGGAGAACAAGUACAAUCCUGACUACCAUGGAACCGCCGGCCCUGUCAAUAUCACUUACCCCGCUGUCGGUGUUCCCGACUACUUCAGGCUCUUGGAAGAAACAGCAAAGGCUUUCUCCAUCCCGCGAAUCCGCGACUUCAACGGCGGCGAUGCGAGAGGACUUUCAACUUACCCUGGCUUCUUCGUGAUCAAUGCGCAAAGAGAGCAACGACGAGAGUCCUCCAGAGAGGCUUACUACUUGCCUAUCGUAGGCCGAACGAACCUAGAAUUGAUCGAUGAGACGAUGUGCCAGCGCAUUGACUGGGAAAAAUCCUCUGAUGGAGGCGACUUGAAAGCGCAUGGCGUGGAGAUCUCGAAUGUCGACAAUAAGACGGUCAUACACGCCAGGAAAGAGGUGAUCCUCUCCGCAGGCGUCUACCGCACGCCAGGAAUUUUGGAGUACUCCGGCAUUGGCAAUCCGAAAAUCCUGAAGUCUCACAAGAUCGAUACCAAGGUCGAUUUGCCAGGAGUGGGAGAAAACCUGCAAGAUCAAGCGCAAGGCAACAUCUUCUUCAACAAGAACUCAAACGCUUCCAUCACGUUCCCCGACACGGUUGGCGAAGAAAUCAUCACGAAUUACCUGAUCCAUGCGACUUACGAGGACAUCCUCGGCAACGAAGCUGCUUCCAUGCAGCAGCGUGUCAACGCUUCACUCGGGGACUACGCAACAACGAUCUCAAACCGAAUCAACAACUCCCUCUCCUCCGACCAGAUCUUGAAUUCCCUCCAAGUCCAGUACGACGCCAUUUUCAACACCCCUGUCCCGGUCGUCGAGAUUUUCAGCGGCCAAGCCGUCAACAACAACGUCGUGAACAUGGAAUUCUGGCCUUUGAUCCCGUUGUCAAGAGGAAGCUGCCACAUCGCCGGCGCCAACGCCGAUCUCGCCGCCGAAGCACCUUUCAUCGACGUGAAUUGGUUCAUGCUCGAAUGGGACUGGGAAAUCUACAUCGCAGCUGGCCGCUUCGUGCGGAAACUCUUCGCCACCCAACCCUUGGCCAAUCUGACGACGGAAGAAACUCAACCGGGAUAUAAGAAUUUGGCACUUGAUGCCAGCGAUGAUGAGUGGAAGGAUUACUGGUCGGAUAAUUUCCGGGCUGGCUGGCAUGGGAUUGGGACUGCUGCUAUGCUGCCACGGAAAUGGGGAGGUGUUGUGGAUGGGAAUCUGAAAGUCUAUGGGACUUCGAAUGUCCGCGUGUGCGAUGCUUCCGCCGUGCCUUUUAAUAUGGGUGGGCAUCCGACUUCGACCAUGUAUGCUUUGGCGGAAAGAGCUGCGCAUCUCAUUUUGACGGGUGAGAAGGGUUGAGAGGGAGAGGGGGUUUGAUUGCAUUGUAUUGUAUAUGACACAGGCGGCAUACGCAUCCGUGGCUUUGAAGAUUGGGUUUUCUAUGCUGAUAUUCUUAGGUUUCAAUCACGGCUGUUCCGUUUUCGCGAAUUGCAAGCAUGUGUGUAUUCUUGCGAGCAAUCAUACUCGAUGUAGGUGCAUUGUUCACGAUCCUCGGGUUGGGCU
Pseudocercospora fijiensis CIRAD86 is the source of this 1995-nucleotide messenger RNA. Its product is annotated as Non-catalytic module family CDH. The coding region runs from base 19 to 1791 and encodes 590 amino acids. Lineage: Eukaryota; Fungi; Ascomycota; Dothideomycetes; Mycosphaerellales; Mycosphaerellaceae. Gene Ontology annotation, molecular function: oxidoreductase activity, acting on CH-OH group of donors; flavin adenine dinucleotide binding. The record is from RefSeq and is a predicted model, not a curated record. The transcript has 4 exons.